Messenger RNA from Cornus florida, 6638 nucleotides. RefSeq lists its product as uncharacterized. Gene Ontology annotation, cellular component: U1 snRNP; U2-type prespliceosome. The record is from RefSeq and is a predicted model, not a curated record. The transcript is spliced from 7 exons. Gene Ontology annotation, molecular function: mRNA binding. Gene Ontology annotation, biological process: mRNA splice site recognition. Lineage: Eukaryota; Viridiplantae; Streptophyta; Magnoliopsida; Cornales; Cornaceae. The coding region runs from base 219 to 1286 and encodes 355 amino acids.
AGAAGAGAUCUAAUCAUCCAAACAUGCCCUAAUGAACUCCCUGCCAAUUCCCAACCUAAUUCUCACCACUCUCUCUCAUUUCGUGUCACUUAGGCUUCGAAUCACCUGACGCAGGCUAGAAUUCCCUUUAUCUAUCCAUAGAAUUCUUUUCAAAUUUUGUUUACUCAUUAAAAUCUUCUCAUCUUCACUUCAAAUCGCAAAACCCUCCUUAAUCAGCAAUGGACGCCCAAAGAGCUUUGCUAGAUGAACUUAUGGGUGCAGCUCGUAAUCUCACCGACGAAGAGAGAAGGGGGUACAAGGAAAUUACAUGGGACGAUAAGGAGGUUUGUGGGUGCUACAUGAUCCAAUUUUGCCCUCAUGAUCUGUUCGUCAACACUAAGAGUGAUCUAGGACCAUGUCUGAAGAUUCAUGAUGACAAGCUGAAAGAAAGUUUUGAGAAGUCACCAAGACAUGACUCGUACGUGCCCAGGUUUGAAGCAGACCUCGCUCAUUUUUGUGAGAAGUUGGUGACGGACUUAGAUAGAAGAGUUAGACGUGGGCGAGAACGCCUUGCUCAAGAGGUAGAAGUUCCUCCACCUGCUCCAAUCUCAGCAGAAAAAUCCGAGCAGUUAUCUGUGCUGGAGGAGAAAAUAAAGAACCUGUUGGAACAAGUAGAGUCCCUUGGGGAAGCUGGCAAGGUGGAUGAAGCCGAAGCAUUAAUGAGAAAGGUGGAAAUGCUUAAUGCUGAGAAGACAGCCUUGACUCAACAGCCACAGAGCCUGUUAAUGCUUGCACAGGAGAAAAAGAUGGCUCUCUGUGAGAUAUGUGGUUCUUUUCUAGUAGCAAAUGAUGCUGCAGAGAGGACUCAGUCUCAUGUCACUGGCAAGCAGCAUAUUGGUUAUGGCAUGGUUAGGGAUUUCCUGACCGAGUACAAGGCUGCAAAGGAGAAGGCAAGGGAAGAGGAAAGAUUAGCAAGGGAAAAAGAAGCAGAGGAACGGAGGAAGCUAAGGGAGAAGGAAUAUGAGAGUAGACGUAAAAGAAGUGAUUCAGCUGACAGAGACGGGUAUCGUGAUCGGGAUCAAGAUAGGGAGCGAGACAGGUACCGGGACCGUGACCGUGAAAGGUCUUAUGAGAGGAAUGGUAGAGGAAGCCGGGAUGGAGGAAGAGGCUUCAACUGGAAGCAAAACAAUUUCAGGAAUGGAAGAGAUGGAGGCAGGGACAGGUACCGUGAACGAAAUGCAUAUAUGGAGCGUGAUAGGAGCAGGUCACGUUCCCCUGUUAGGCAUGGUCAUAGGAGGUCGCCCUGAAGUCAGUUUGCCCAUAUUAGUGGAUUGCAUAGAUAUUUGUCUGAACUUUGAAGCCGGGAUGGAGGAAGAGGCUUCAACUGGAAGCACAACAGUUUCAGGAAUGGAAGAGAUGGAGGCAGGGAUAGGAGCAGGUCACAUUCCCCCGUUAAGCAUGGUCAUAGGAGGUCUCCCUGAAGUUCAGUUUGCCCAUAUUAAUGGAUUGCGUAGAUAGUUGUCUGAACUUUGAAAUCAAAAGAGGUAGAUUUUUUUUUUAUAUCUUAUAAAAGUUUUAUGAAUGUGUGUUUUUGGGGUCUCAAGUUAAAUGUCAUCAUGGGUUAAACUUUUUUCUGUGCUCACAGCUUUUAUUGAGACCAUACCAUCUCCCUAUCAUCAAUAUAAAUUAGAGGAGAAAGGGUUGAGGUAGGUAUAACUUCAUCGUUGUAACUCUUAUGUUCUAUUUCAAGCUUUGUUUGAAUUAAAUCUCUCUUAUGAAUCACCUCAGAAAUAUAUUUACAGAGUUCUUUUUACCCAUUUUAUGAGUUCAUUGCGGUUUACCAUAUUCAAAUAAUUAAAAAGGACAGAUUCAAUAAAUAUGCAUGGAUAAUACCGCUGCUGGAGGAGACAAUGAUUUUUUUCCUAACCAUGAGGUAACUGAAAAUUCCCAAUUAUGUCAUGGUUUGAUUUCUUAAUUAUCGCAGUUGUGGGUUUCUAUUUUUUCACCUGAUUUUCAGUUGACUUGAAGCAAAUUCGUGCUUGUGGUUACUGAAUCUUUGGCAUGCUUGUGAGCUUUUCAUGGUAUCUUUUUCCACAUAGGUUACUUUUUAUGUCCUUUUUUAUCGUGUACAGUAGAUAUGAAACCUCCUUCCCCUGCCCUUCCUGGCACCUAUGAGCGGAGCUCUGUAUGCACUACGCACAUGAAUGCCUGGUGAACAAAAUGAGGGAACGAGGGGAGUAGGAGAAUAACUGAUUUGCAAACAUUACAAUCAUAUCCUUACAUGAGAAGAUACUUAUUAUCGAGAAACUGGGUUGUUCUGCAAACUUCAAAAAAUGAGAAUUGGGCAAUGAGCCACUUUUUUAAAUACAGGUAACUCUUUUAUAUGCAGAAUGACAUUUUGUGGCUUCUUUUCUACUCUUUAGAGAUUAGUUUGCUUAGCAGUAGCCUGAAAAUAUGCUACAAUGGACUGGGAUGCAAGUCUUCACCUCUUGAGGUAAAUAGAACUUAAAUCCACAGAAGGAUGUUGUCGCGCCUGGAUUGGAACAAAAUAUGCCAAAAUCUGGGUACGACAAAUGCCAUAUUUUCUUUGUCCCUUUUUGCAGGGAAGAAGAUACUCUCUGGUGAUGCUUGUUGAGAUUUGAUUUGCUGAUGGGUAAGAAGAUUAUUUUUUUAGUGUUACUCCCAUGGGAGUUUUGUGCAGGGAAUAAAUUUCAGGCGGUGCUUCCUAAACUUGUUAGCUUGGACAGAGUAUUAAUGGAGGAGGAAUUGUAGUUGGUUGGACAGCAUUAAGUCAUUAAUAACUGAAGAUUCUACUUGAACCUUUAUUAUUUUUUCCAUAGUUUGACAUGAAAUAUGGUAUGCAUCGCACUAUAGCAGUAGGUUUUUUUAUUUUUAUUUAUUUAUUUAUUUAUUAUUAUUAUUAUUUUAUUUUUAAUUUAACCUCUGAAAAGGUUUGGGCCAUUUAGCAGACACAUUGAUUUAUGAAGCAUUUUUUUUUUUACUUUAUUUAUUUUUUUUAAUUAUCUAGAAAAUUAAUUAAAUGUAUAAUAUUUUACUGAAGCUGGACAUUGUAUUUUACAAUAAUUUUGUUUUAGAUGUGUUCAUUAUGGUCGUGUAGUCAAUUUAGCCACUAGACUGUUCUAGAAAUGCAGCAUUAGUCUGGUGGCUUUCUAGUAAAUGAAUGUGAUUACUGAUUGAGGAUGUUUGUUUCUUGUUCAUUGCACGAGGUUAUAAUAAUUAUUCCUGUUCAGGGAAUCAUGAGGAAUUAAAUUACUUUCAUUAAAUGUAAUCUGAUGAACAGGAGAGUGCCACUGGAGAUCUUCGUGUGUAGGCACACGGGGAACUCAGCUUGGUUGAGGCUUCUGAGCAGUAAAACCCAGGUUUUUUUGGUUAGGCAUUGGUUGAUCCCUGAACUGUGUGUGUGUGUGUAGAGAGAGAGAUGACACAGAACUUAAAUUAGGACUUGAACAUGGGACCUAGUGAGUGACUUUUUCCCAAAAACAAUUAAACGACAAGCAGUCACAUGUAUUAGAAAAACCACACAAAACAACAAACGGUCACAUGUUUUAUUAGAACAACCACAGAUUUAAUCUCCUUUAGUCCAAAACAAAAAGCUCGUCACAGUUCUAGAGUGUUAUCAUAUUAAAUUUUCUGCUAAUUGCAACUAAUACCACAAUGGUUCAGGAUCAAAUGAUCUAUAUGAACUCCUAUAUAAAUAUAUCCCUGGUCGGUUAGUAGCCUUUUGUUAAUACAAAUGUGGAUAUAAAACACUUGUGGCUACCAAAGAAAAAAGCUGGAAAUUUUCAAAAUGUAAUUUUUCUUUUCUUGUGGUGUGGAUCAAUGAAUAUUUGUGUAUGAGCUCCUUUUUAUUUUUUAUACCUUUGAACAAACACAAUUAUCUGUGUAAAAUUCACUCCACAUAUAUAUAAAUGCUGUUCUUAAUGGAUUCAAGGAUUUGAUUUGCAAUGCACACGUACUUUUAACAUUAUAUAUGUCAUCAAGGGCAGGCAACCAUAUAGAAUUGUUAAUGGUCAAUGGAGGUUUGAUAGUCACUUUGCGGAGGAUGUGAGAACUGUCAUUGCUGCUGUACCUAUUUCAGCUUCUUCUGAUGCUGUUGUUUGGAACCAUGGUCCUUUCUGUUUGAAAUCUGUGUGGAGUGCUUGUAGAAUACUGCCUGUUUUGUUAGAAUGGACCAAAUUAUGCAGGAAAUUUUGUCGUCCCAGUCUCAAUUGCUGUAUCUUUGAUAUUACAGCUUAGGAACUUGUCCUUUGUGCAUCUUCAGAGAAGAGGUAACCCCUUGACAUCUAUCUGCCACAAUUGCUUUGCUGGGUUGGAUGACAAUGAUAAUUUGUUUUGUUCAUGUACCUUCGCUGCUGCUGUUUGGAGGGAGGUUUUGGGCAAGCUGAACAUGGUGCUAGGUAAUUUUGGCUCUUUUGAGUGAUAUUACUGACUAUAUGUUUUGCAUCUAUAAAAUUCGUGCUUGGAAUGCUGUUCUUCAUCAAUCUUCUCCAUCUCCUCCUGCUGUUCUAGCUACCAACAUUGCAUGGGUAGUGCUUCAUGCGUUGAAGUGCUCUCUCGAAGACUUGUUGAUUGUUUUUCAGUAGUUUGUCUUUUGGGCCCUACUGGAAAUGGGCUUUUUCUAUAUUUUGAUUUGUAUCAGAGGGGUAUGCCCAUCUCUCUCUCUUGUACUAUAUGUUUUGCAUGUAUAAAAAAAUUUGCUGCCACCAUUCACCGAAAAAAAAGAAAAAGAAAAAAGGACAGGCAAUAUAUAAUUAAUUACUACCUAUCUCAGAACCACCAGAAAAGCUGAUGCAUCUUUAGAUCCGAAGCAGCCUCAGUACGAUGACUAGUGGAAUGGACUCUCCCCAUUCUUCCAACUGAGUUCUCUAUUCCCUUGGCUCCAAUACUGUGUGCAUGUAAUAGCUCUCCUGGAAUCUCCCAAGAAAGGAAAACUAUAAUAGUUGUAAUACAAAGGUAGAAAGUCCUUUACAUUAUAAUAUAACCAACGUCAGUGGCUUACCGGGAUUAGAUUUUUAAUUUUUAAAGGUAGGGCAAGAGACAAUGAUUUCGCAAUAUCAUAUCCUUACCUUUCAAAGGUAAGUUAAAAGUUUAAGCCUCCAUUGAAGCAUGUGUGCGAAUAUCAAUUAAGAAAAAAAAAAAAAUAAUAAAUUUGAUAGCAUCGAGCAUUAAUAAUAUCAUUUUAUCACUCAGGCUUGUGAUGUGGCACAAGUCUUUAUAAUAUUAAAAUGAGAAAUAAGAAACGGAUAAAACUAACUUUAAACAGGUUAACUGAGUCUCUGUUCACAAAGGGAGUGUAUAUAUCAAGAUUGAGAUAAUUCAGAAUUUGCUUUAAAAAAGUCAGAAAAAUUGUGAAAAAAAAAAACCAAAUAUAUAUAUAUAUAUGUAUAUAUAUAUGUACCAAAAAGAAAACAUCAAAAUGAGGGUUAUUUACAUUUGAUUUGCCUCACAAGACACAAUUAUAUUGUCUCCAUAUACUUGCAUUUUAUCUUCUAAAUACUAAAUACAUCAAAAGGGUCACAUGCAAAAAAGUUUCAUUUUCCUCCCAAGAAAAUUUUGAAGCCAUGUAUGAAGAUUUUGUUAGAAAUAUUUAAUAAAAAUCGUAAUUAUUAUGAUUUUCCAUUAUUGUUUUACUACUUUUUUUUUUGCCCUAGUUAAUACUUACAGACCCACCAUUAUUGUUUUAUUGUCUAAUAUGAGAUUAUUUUACUUUAAUUCCUAUAUUUUAAUGAGAAAGUCUAUAAAAUGGCCCUCCAUUAUAGUGUAUAUAUAUGGGUGCGAGAGUGUGAGUCUAUUAUUAAUAUUAAGAGCUUUGCUAGCAACAGUGGACAAUUUUAAUUGUCCCACGUAAGAAUGGGCACAUGAGGUCAUUUUUUUUUUUUUUUCUUUAAUUAUCUUGUUUUAAGACACACUUUGAAAAGAGAGUUUUGACUUACUGAAUUGCUUAUUGCCAUUUCACCUUCCCUUUAACCAGUCACUUUCAUUUUUUUUUUUCGUUUUUUUUUUUUUUUUUUCUCAUAUGAUAAAAACAACCUUGAAGAAGACGAUCAUCACCAAACUGAGUCCAAUAGAAUUACAGUAACAAUGGACAUUAUGAAUUCUAAUAGAAUUCCAGUUCUCCUUCAUUUAUCUGGUCAUUGCACUUUUUUUUUUUUUUUUUCCUCAUUAUCACCAAAGUCAAUCCAAUAGAAUUUAUUUAUUUUUUUCCCUUAUCAUCACCAAACUCAGUCCAAUAGAAUUACAGUAACAAUCGACAUUAUGAAUCCCAAUAAAAUUACAGUAGCACAUUAUUGCGUUUUCUCCUUUCUUUAACACGUCAUUGCACUUUUUUUUUCCUCAUCAUCACCAAACUCAGUCCAAUAGAAUUACAGUAACAAUCGACAUUAAGAAUUCCAAUAGAAUUACAGUAGCACAUCAAGUAAACCUAUUGAAAAUAAGUGUAAAUUAAACAUUCAUCAAGUAAAGCUUGUCUCCAUCCAUAGACAAAAGAUUACAACAUCAAUUUCUGAAAAAAAAAAAAAUAAAUAAAUUAAAAAAAAAAAAAAAAAAAAAAAAAAAGAGCUUUGCAUUAAAUAAAAUCCCAUCACAUCUCAAAAUAUUACUCCGUACAUGAACAAAAUAAACAUGCCAAAAAAAAAAAA